AUGUCAGCCAAAGACCGCUACGUCAACAAUCACGCUGGUCCGAGCGCGUCGGGCUCCAGUCAGCCAAUGCGAACAAGCAGUCAACCUUCUUCCACUCCCUCCAAGAGGCCGCUUUCUCCCAGUGCUACUCAGAAGGAAAGGGACGAAGAAGAUGAGGCUGCUGCGGAACCUUCUCAGCAAGAAGAGGAUGAAUUGUACCUGACGACUCGUACUGAUGUGGUGGGGAUACAAUACUAUACCGGCCUGGUGGGCAAAGGGGAGUUUGUAAUGAUCCGUCGUCAGCCUCAGAAUCAAUACGAUGCUAAUGCUUGUCAGGUCUUGAACGCUGGUGGAAUCCAAGUUGGUCAUAUACCCCGCGCUGUAGCGGCUCGUAUAGCUCCAUUACUAGAUGAUCAUCUCGUCACUGUCGAAGGUCGUAUGGUAGAUCAAAAUCUUGAUCACUCGAGGAAAUACAAGCUCAGGAUGGACAUGCUGAUUUAUGGUCGUCCCUCGCAUAAGGAGACCCUCAUGGUGGAAUUAGACUGGGCCGUUCCGGUGGACUAUAGUUCUCAAGCGGCAGGAAAGAAACGAAUGAACGAGACGGGGAUGGGAGGUGGGAAAGCACCUAGUGGAGCGCCGGAUCCAGAGAUGCAAAGAUUGUUGGAAGGUCUUAAGAGGGUGUCGGAAGAUGAGAAACAAGCGGACAGCGUCAUGGUCGGUUUCAAAGAUAACCUCACCGCCAAUAUUGACGUGACAAAACUGCCAUUACAUCCUAAUCCACCCGGUCUCGCAAAUGGACAAUUACUGGUUGAUAUAUUGCCCCACCAAUCUCAGGCAUUGAACUGGAUGAUUAGCCGGGAAAACCCAACUUUACCUACAUCACCUCAAGAUCCUCCGGUACAAUUCUGGGUCCGACAGAAGGGUACCAAAGCUGGUGAAAGAGAAUAUUGGCUGAACGUCGCCACGCGGACUCCUCAAGAAGCUACUCCUGUACUUGGAAGAGGAGGUAUCAUUGCAGAUGGGAUGGGUUUGGGUAAAACUUUGACAACCUUGUCUUUGGUCCUCGCGACCAAAAAGGAUCAAAUUACUGGGGGUUACAGUGGGGCCACAUUGAUUGUUUGCCCUCUAUCAGUCCUUAGCAAUUGGGAAAAGCAAAUAGCCGACCAUGUCGCUAUGGGCCGCUUGACCUCCUACACGUACCACGGUACCGGUAAAGGUGUCACUGCGUCAACUCUCAAAGAAUACGAUGUCGUCCUCACCACAUAUCAGACCGUAGCUGGUGAAGCCGCCUCGACGGAUAUAAGUUCGACACCAGCUUCAAAUAAGAAAGCCAAAUCAUCUGCUGGUCCACUAUUCAAAGUCAAGUGGAAGCGUGUCGUCGCUGACGAGGGGCACCAACUAAAAAAUCCUAAAGCUAGGAUGUCCCAAGCGUUUGUGGCACUUGAAGCUGAGAAACGAUGGGUCUGUACCGGAACUCCCAUCGUCAACUCUCCUGCCGAUCUUGGAUCCCUGCUGUCCUGCCUACACAUAUGUGCCCCAUUGGACCAGCCGGCAUACUUCAAAUCGCUGUUGCUCCGUCCACUCAGAAAUGGUGAUUCGAACGCUGGAAAACUCCUGCAAGCGCUCGUAGGACAAAUACUGCUCAGACGAACGAAAGAUUCCCGCGAUGCGCAUGGCAAUCGAUUAGUAGAAUUACCACCCAUCGAAUACUUCCAAUGUCCCGUCAAGCUGGACGAAGACACUCGCAAACUGUAUGACGAGAUCAGAGCUGCGUCUGCUCGAAGACUUCAGGAAGGGAUGCAGACAGGCGAGAAUCCCGCCAAUGUUCUCUCCAUGCUCACGAGAACGGUGGAUGUCCGGCAUCAUGGACCGGCGGUGACAGCGGCGUCACUUUCAUCUGAGAAGCGCUCCGAAUUAAUUGACAAAUUACGACAAAUCCUGGCCAACUCAGAAGAAUGUGCUAACCAGAUCUGCUACGACCUAAUGACGAAUCCUAGGAUUACCGUAUGUGGCCAUGCCUUUUGUCUGGACUGUAUUGUUCACUGGACCACAACGAAAAGUCAGAAUUGCCCCAUCGAUCGUCAAGCACUGAGCGCUAUGUCCCUGCUUGAAUUACCACCCGACGAAGCUCCUUAUGUCGAGCCUGAAGAAGCUCCGCCUAUCCAGUCGGCCAAAAUCGACGAGGUUGUCAAGUUUUUACGCCUCUUCCCACCGGGAGACAAAUCUUUAGUGUUUUCGCAAUUCACCACUUUUCUCAAUCAUGUGGCGACCGCCUUGAGAGAAGCAGGUAUUCAAUUCUGUAGAUUCGACGGAUCGAUGCCCGCUAAGAAGAGACAAGAAGUGAUAGCGGAGUUUCAGAAACCUUGGACGGAACGCAACGCAAAACAUAAUCCCGUGGUGAUGCUCAUUUCGCUCAAGAGCGGUGCUGUGGGAUUGAAUUUGACGGCAGCUUCGAAUGUCUUUUUGUGUGACCCAUGGUGGCAGUCUGCCAUUGAGGCUCAGGCCAUCGACCGGGUUCACAGAAUGGGUCAACGUAAAACAGUCCGAGUAUAUCAACUCAUUGCUGAAGAUACAAUAGAAUCAAAGGUUCUUGAUAUUCACGCGUUGGUAGCGAAAGCGUUUGACAAGACUACGAAAGAGACGGCUCAAGCGAAAAGAGAGGCGAGGUUCGAAGAGUUGAAAGAGCUCUUGGGGGUGAAAUAG
Messenger RNA from Tremella mesenterica DSM 1558, 2682 nucleotides. RefSeq lists its product as uncharacterized. Gene Ontology annotation, molecular function: ATP binding; nucleic acid binding; hydrolase activity, acting on acid anhydrides, in phosphorus-containing anhydrides. The transcript has 20 exons. Lineage: Eukaryota; Fungi; Basidiomycota; Tremellomycetes; Tremellales; Tremellaceae. The coding region runs from base 1 to 2682 and encodes 893 amino acids. The record is from RefSeq and is a predicted model, not a curated record.